Molecule: messenger RNA, 1440 nt
Organism: Bactrocera tryoni
Lineage: Eukaryota; Metazoa; Arthropoda; Insecta; Diptera; Tephritidae
Exons: 2
Coding region: 1-1440 (479 amino acids)
Biological process (GO): telomere maintenance; DNA repair
Molecular function (GO): DNA helicase activity
Source: RefSeq, a predicted model, not a curated record
AUGAUUAAUGGACCGUGUGGCGCCAUUAACUCACAAUCACCGUGCAUGGUCGACGGCAAGUGUUCCAAGCGUUAUCCACAAAAUUUGACUGUUGAUACCAUCACUGGCAAAGAUAGUUAUCCACUGGCGCAUUGUAACGUGGAGUAUUGCAAUUCAGUGAAGUCCAUCAAGUACAUCUGCAAAUAUGUCACGAAGGGCAGUGACAUGGCGGCUUUUGGUCUUCAAGCUCCUGACCCCAAUGAUGAAAUCACGCGCUAUCAAAUUGGUCGAUACGUAUGCUGCAAUGAGGCGAUUUGGCGUAUAUUCUCAUUUCCCAUUCAUGAACGCUAUCCGAGUGUUACACAUUGGGCAGUGCAUCUGGAGAACGGUCAACGAGUUUAUUUCACCCCAGCAAAUACCGCUCAACGUGCUCAAAACCCACCAGCGACAACAUUGACCAGUUUCUUCUCGAUUUGCCAAAGUGAUCCGUUUACACGUGCGUUACUUUACUCAGAGAUGCCGCGUUAUUACACUUGGAAUGCUUCAUCGAAGAAAUUUCAACGUCGAAAGCAAGGUAAUGUAGUUCCUGGUCAUCCGGAUGUGCGUUCUACUGAAGCUCUUGGCCGUAUUUAUACAGUUCAUCCGAAAAAUGAUGAAUGCUUUUACUUACGACUAUUGCUGGUGAAUGUUCGUGGCCCGACAUCAUUUGAAUCACUUCGAACUGUCAAUGGUGUAGUGCUGCCAACAUUUCGUGUUGCAUGUCAGGAGCUCAAUUUGCAUUCAGAGAAUCCCCAUCUUGAUAUGAAUGAAGAGAUGCACAACCAGGCUUUGGUUUUGAUAGAAGACAUGUGUUACCUCAUGUGCGGCAGUUUGUUAGCCAGGUUAGGAAUGACGUCGCCUGAUCGUGGAGUAAACGACGCUUUCGAACGAGAAUUGCAGCGUGAACGUGAAUACGACACAAAUGCAUUAAGCCAAUUGGUUCGAACGAAUAUACCAUUGUUGAAUCCUCAACAAAAAGAAGUGUACGAUACGGUGAUGAAGGCAAUUGAUGAUGGAAAUGUCGGCAUGAUUUUCCUUGAUUCGCCUGGUGGAACUGGAAAGACAUUCCUCAUAUCAUUGAUUUUGGCUGCAGUUCGUGCAAGAUCAGAAAUUGCUGUAGCAGUUGCUUCUUCUGGAAUAGCGGCAACGAUGUUGGAAGGUUGCCGAACCGCUCAUUCUGCAUUAAAAUUGCCAUUAAACCUGCAAGCGGUUGAAGAACCGACAUGUAACAUAGCGAAACAUUCAGCAAUGGCCAAAGUUUUAAUAGCAAGAAAAAUCAUUAUCUGGGACGAAUGCACAAUGUCGCAUAAACGCGCGUUAGAAGCUCUAAAUCGCACUAUGAAAGAUCUGCGUAAUGACGCAAGACAUUUUGGGAGUUCAUUGAUUUUACUCUCAGGCGAUUUUCGGCAACACUACCAGUAA